CAGCUGACGCUGGACCCCAACACAGUACACAGCCGCCUGUCUCUGUCAGAGGGGAACAGGGACGUGACAUGGCGGUUAUGGAACCAGUCUUAUCCUGAUCAUCCAGAGAGAUUUGACUACUAUUACCAAGUUCUGUGCAGAGAGAGUCUGACUGGUCGCUGUUACUGGGAGGCUGAGUGGAGUGGAAUUGGAGCCCAGAUAGGAGUGACUUAUAAAGGAAUUGGGAGGAAAGGAGACAGUGAUGACUGUGGGCUUGGAGCCAAUGAAAAGUCAUGGAGGCUGUUCUGCUCUCCUGACAGGUACUCUGUCUGUCACAAUAAUAAACGGACUGUCAUACCCAUAAAGCCCUCACGCUCCCGCAGAAUAGGAGUGUAUCUGGACUGGGCGGCUGGUAUUCUGUCCUUCUACAGAGUCUCCUCUGAUAGACUGACCCUCCUGUACAGCUUCACCUCCCCAUUCACUGAGCCCCUCUGCUCAGGGUUUGGGGUGGUUUUAAUCUCCUCUGUGUCCCUGUGCAUGCUGGGAUAGCUCACUGUGUGCUGGAGGAAUCAUUUUUACCUUAUCAGAGUGUCACAUGUCGCUGUUUCUCCAUGGCAAAAAGGUAAAAUCUGCUUUUUAACCAGUAUAACCCUUUUUACUCUGUCUGAAGUGUGACGUGUCAGACAAAAAUAAAUUAAUGUUUGUUCAGUUGCCAAACUCAUGCAAAAUGACUUUUUCUCUGACUUCUGUUCUGUGUUGUCUGUGAAUGCACAAAAACUGUCAAAACAAAAUCAUAGUACAUGCAGUACCAAUAAAGUGAAUUCUGAUUCUGAAUAAAAUCAA
Molecule: messenger RNA, 822 nt
Organism: Paramormyrops kingsleyae
Lineage: Eukaryota; Metazoa; Chordata; Actinopteri; Osteoglossiformes; Mormyridae
Source: RefSeq, a predicted model, not a curated record